CAUCUAUCAGCUGGUAUGGUCCUUCUAAUGAUAUGUAUCUGCUGUUAGCUGCUAUUAAUAAUAAUGCAGAGAAAAACAUAAUCAUUCGUAUAUAUAUAUUUUUUAAUUGCGUCUCCAUUGCCUGUCUGGUUCUCUCAGGAAAGGGGGGGCGGAUAUUCAGCAUCUCUCAGCCUCCGCCCGCCUCUGUGGAUCUGUCCAGAGCGGUGGAGAGACGGAGGGGGGGAACCGCAGAGCGACAGGGGGACAGACAGAGACACAGAGAGAGAGAAAGAGAGAGAGAGGGGCGAUGGCCGCUGAUGGAGUAUGCGGGGAAUCGGCGGAUCAGUACCGGGCCGAGUUGGAGCGGCUCACCCAGGAACUGGCCGAGGCGAACCGGGAGAAGAUCCGGGCCGCGGAGUGCGGUCUUGUUGUCCUGGAGGAGAACCAGGCGCUGAAGCAGAAGUAUGCAGACCUGGAGAUCGAGCAGGAGACUCUCAGGAAGGAGUUGGAGCAACUGCAGGAGGCGUUCGGCCAGGCUUACACCAACCAGCGUAAGGUGGCAGAGGAUGGGGAGACUAACGAGGAGACGCUGCUGCAGGAGUCAGCCUCUAAGGAGGCCUACUACAUGGGCCGUCUGUUGGUGCUGCAGACGGAGGUGACGCUGAGUCGUUCUGUGGCGUCCAACGCCCAGGCCGAGAACGAGAAGCUCAACGCACUCGUGCAGGAGCUACGGGAGAGUAACGAGAUGCUGGAGCUACAGAGGAGCCGGAUGAGGGAAGAGGUCAAGGAGUAUAAGUUCAGGGAGACCAGGCUGCUUCAGGACUACACCGAGCUGGAGGAGGAGAACAUCACGCUGCAGAAACUGGUUUCUACGCUCAAGCAGAGCCAGGUGGAGUAUGAGGGACUAAAACAUGAAAUCAAAGUACUGGAGGAGGAGACUGUUCUCCUAAACAGUCAGCUGGAAGACGCAUUACGUCUGAAGGACAUUUCGGAGGGUCAGCUGGAGGAGGCCCUGGACGCCCUCAAAAGUGAGCGCGAGCAGAAGAACAAUCUGAGAAAGGAACUGGCCCACCACAUCAGCCUGAGUGACAGUGUCUACGGAGCAGGGGCCCAUCUGGCGCUCACCGUCACCGGUGUAGAGGGUCUCAAGUUCCCUGAGGAGACCAACGGAACCAACGGCACCAACGGCAGCUCCAUCCCUGCUGCUAACGGCAACAAUGAGGACAGCAACCGCCGCAACUGCCUCGUUCACACAGGCACCGGAUUGGCUAAGAUGAACGGGGACUACCGGCCAGGCCGAAAAGGAGAAGGCCUGCACCCCGUGCCGGACCUGUUCAGUGAGCUCAACCUGUCCGAGAUGCAGAAGCUCAAACAGCAGCUGCUACAGGUGGAGCGGGAGAAGUCGGUGCUUCUCAUGAACCUGCAGGAGUCCCAGACCCAGCUGCAGCACACACAGGGCGCCCUGACCGAGCAGAACGAGCGCGUCCAUCGCCUCAUGGAGCGCGUCAGCGGCAUGAAAUGUCUCAACGGAGACAAAGAGCUUGAUGAACCCCAGGAGAGUGAGAAACCUGACGGGGGCUCCUCAUCGCCACCAGCCAAUGGUCACCAUGAUCCAGAUAUCCAUGGGUUCGAGAUCCUGGAGUGUAAGUACAAGGUGGCGGUGACGGAGGUGAUCGACCUGAAAGCAGAACUGAAGGUCCUGAAGGAGAAGUACAACCAGGCCGUGGAGGGGCAGGGGGACAGCCACAGCGACGAAAGGGUCCCGGCACUGACUGAACAGCAGGUAACUCAUUUGGAGCGUAGUUAUCGUGAGAGUCGGGAGAGGGUGGCGAGCCUGGAGGCAGAGCUCCGAGCCUCGGCGAGCACGGCCACGGAGAGCCAGGGUAUGCUGAACGCAGCGCAGGAUGAGCUGGUAACCUUCAGCGAAGAGCUGGCACAGCUCUACCACCACGUCUGCCUGUGCAACAACGAGACCCCCAACCGCGUCAUGCUGGACUACUACCGCCAGAGCCGCGUCACGCGUAGCGGCAGCCUGAAGGGCUCGGAAAAGUCAUCACAUCUCCCCUUAAGCUUUCUGCCCGCUCCCAGUCUCCGGGCAGGUGGGGACCUGCGUAAGGAGCCCAUGAAUAUCUACAACCUGAACGCCAUCAUCAGAGACCAGAUCAAACACCUGCAGAGGGCUGUGGACCGCUCGCUGCAGCUGUCCAGGCAGAGGGCUGCAGCCAGGGAGCUGGCGCCGAUGCUUGACAAGGACAAGGAGUUGUGCAUGGAGGAGAUACUCAAACUGAAGUCCCUGCUCAGUACCAAGAGAGAGCAGAUAGCCACGCUCAGGCUGGUGCUGAAGGCCAAUAAACAGACAGCGGAGGGGGCACUGGCGAAUUUGAAGAGCAAGUACGAGAAUGAAAAGGCGAUGGUGACAGAGACCAUGAUGAAGCUGAGGAACGAGCUCAAGGCUCUGAAAGAAGAUGCCGCCACUUUCUCGUCUCUCAGGGCCAUGUUUGCCACAAGAUGUGAUGAGUACGUUACCCAGCUGGAUGAGAUGCAGAGGCAGCUGGCAGCAGCAGAGGAUGAGAAAAAGACGUUGAACUCCCUCCUCCGUAUGGCCAUCCAGCAGAAACUGGCCCUGACCCAACGGCUGGAGGAUCUGGAGUUUGACCACGAGCAGACUCACCGCGGCCGCGGCGCUAAAGUGCCCAAGAUAAAAAGUAGCCCGCCCAAAUUUCUCGUAGAUUGUCAGCAGCCUGCUGCCUCAAUAUCGUCACUCUCCCCACAACUAAGGCGAGGGAGAGCCUCCCUAGCCCGCAGUCCUAAAUUGUUGGCAGACCUCCAGAAACACCGUGCGGUCCUGUCCAGCAGCAGUAGCCUUCUCUCCCCCUGCGACCCUCGUAACUGUCUGGCCCAUCAGCCCCCGCUCCCCGGCACCUAACCCCCACCGCGCCAUCCCAGGCUCUGGCCUCGGUCCGGUAGGAGUCAUGCAGAGACAGAGAGACACUUUGGAUUGGGGUUCCCUCAGUUUUACUACCCCCCAACCUAGCAUCCACCUGGUGCGUAUUGGACUCUGUGACCCCCCCACACCUCCCACCCCCCUAAGCGCAAACAUGGUCCAGCCCUCAGCAGUACUCCUGGUUACCUGGGUCGCAGAAGAAGAGCAAGACGCUCUCGUCUUCUCUGGAAGUGACAUCCAGUCCUGGGAAAGGACUGAACUAAGACGCAAAAUGAGUGAUGAAUCACUGGAAUCUUUUCCCUUAAUCGUAUUAGUAUUUAUUUAUAAUUUAUUUACUCUAUUGAUUAUUUAUUUACAUAUUGAUUUGUAACACAUUUCUAAAAAUAUUUAUUACUGGAAUGUUUUUUUCUGUGUUUGUUGGUCAUUCUUCAGUAUGGAAAUCGAGCCGUGUGUUAUUGCUGUGGUGAAGACUUCGGUGGUCACAGACAAUUUGGCACAUUCACUACCGUACACGGCCGAACAAAGGAAAACCAGUGCAACCAAAACCAGACCUGCGAAGGUUCUUUCUGGUGUAGUAAACCGAUUUCAAACUUGCCUCAUCAUACUAUACGGCAUUAAAAUGUCAGAUUUUGACAGUAUAAUAAUCCAAACACAUGUAUGCCACUUUCACAUAGGAGUGUUAGAGUACAUUGGGUUUGACAUUGCAGACAGACUAAAGAAGGUAAACACUAUUUUAAGAAAACUGUUUUUUGUGGUGGUGAUGGGUGGAUUUCAGCUACCUUUCUAACAUCACUAGUCUUUCUCGGGAUGCUUGUCAUUUUUUUUAUACAACGAUUUUUUUUUUUUUGCAAAUCAUGUGCAUAAAGACUAUUUUAUACCUCCUAUUAUUUGUAUUUAUUUUUUACAGCAGACUCUAGUGGCAUGGUUGUGUCUGUUUAUGUAGCUCAGAUCUUCAGAGACUGAGAUAGACCUGGACUAGGGCUGUUGGCCUGAAGUUUGCCUUUUGAAUUGCACAGGUUUAAGUAAACAUGGAGUGAACUGACCUCCAUCAUUUUAACAUUAGUUAAGAGCAGAGAGGGUUACCCAAAAGCGUUCCUCUUCUCGAGUUACCGUCAUUGUAUUCUCACCCAGUAUUCGCUGUCUUCCUCUUUCACUGUAUUGGCCACCCCCAGAAAACUGUUAUUAUGACCCUUUGUUCAUCCUAUAAUGACAGUGACAGAAAUUACAUUUACAUGUCUAGCUGUCUUGACAUGCUUCCUCCAAACAGUAUGCAGUACUGUCUAAGCACAAUUAUGCAUAUGCAUUAAAGCAAUACAGUAGUGCCGGUCGGAGACCGAUCUGAUUAAGAUGAACUCAAUCUUUCCAUUUCUAUCACCACAAACUAACCAGCGGGCUGAUAAGAAAGGCAAGACAAUUGGGGACACAAUCAAAGAUAUUAUUUCUUUUUGAAACAUUGUUUUGAUCACAGAGGGGCAAAGUCUGACUGUGAUGGAUGUAAUGUGUGAUGUCGCAUAAUUGAAAUCCCGUUCCUCUGUCUUUGUACCCUCGUCAUGUCUAAAGUGUUCUCCUCACUGCACUGAAUACAUAUUUUUGCCAGAUGGAUAUGAAAUGGAUAAACUACAUAGCCAGUAUAGCGUUGUAAUGACAAAGCAUUUCUGUUACAACAGCGAUGAACGAGUGGACUCUUUCUGUUCUUUGUGUGUGUGUGUGUGUGUGUGUGUGUGUGUGUGUGUGUGUGUGUGUGUGUGUGUGUGUGUGUGUGUGGUGUGUGUGUGUGUGUGUGCGUGUGUGUGCGUGUGUGUGUAAAUGUGUUGGACUUGUCUUUGUUAACAGUGAAGAUUGUUACUUUUUGCAACUACAGAGUGAUGAAAAUAUGUGUGGUCCAAAGUAGCUUCUGAACCCACGCAGGCUCAUUGGUGACCUAACUCUUGGUUUGUUUGCACAAUAUAGAAGUGGAUGGAGAGAGACUAAUCUGAUGAAAGAAAAAAAAGUAAAAAAAAAAGAAAAGAAGAACAAUAGCUGUUCUACAGUGGGUUUGACAGUUUCUCCUCCAUUUCAAACAGUGUUUCAUUGGUUUCACAAGUAAAUAAAAGACCUGUCCUUGGA
Perca fluviatilis (European perch) is the source of this 5029-nucleotide messenger RNA. RefSeq names its product bicaudal D homolog 1a (gene bicd1a). NCBI's taxonomy places the organism in Eukaryota, Metazoa, Chordata, Actinopteri, Perciformes, Percidae. The record is from RefSeq and is a predicted model, not a curated record. The transcript has 10 exons. Gene Ontology annotation, molecular function: cytoskeletal adaptor activity; dynactin binding; dynein complex binding. Gene Ontology annotation, cellular component: Golgi apparatus; cytosol. Gene Ontology annotation, biological process: regulation of microtubule cytoskeleton organization; positive regulation of receptor-mediated endocytosis; protein localization to organelle. Bases 287 to 2905 code for a protein of 872 amino acids.